UCGGACCCACUCGCGUUUCUCCCGGCCGACGCACGCACGCGGUAGAAAGUCGAUCGCUAGAAUUGUGUUCUUCGUGAUAAUAAAAUUGUGAUUUUUGCGGUUGGAUUGUUAACUGACAAUAGUGUUACGUGUCCCAAAGUCAGUGACAGUCGGAUGGACGUGCAGUGAAGAUCGAGUGAAAGUCGGUAAUCUCCCGGUGUGGGAAGGAAGCACAAUGGAUCACCUGUUCCGCCAGCGGCGGAUAAGCGUGCCCAAGCGCACAAGCGAGCUGGUAGCACUGAUCGCCGUGUCAUGCACGUUGUUCCUGUUUCUGCACACCCGGGACCUCAGCACCAAGCUGCGCCGCAUGGAGGGCAGGCUCAACGAUGACGUCACCGCCUUCAACCACCUCACCGACCGGAUAGAGACGGGCCUGGCGGGCUAUGCGUCGGCGCAGGAACACAAAGAUGCGCUCGAGGCCAUUCGCAGGCACAGCGGCGCGGAGCGCAAGAAACCUCAACGCACACUAGAAGCGGAGCCCGAAGAUGCUCAAGAAGAAAUGGAGCAGUAUUUAGAAGAGAUACUUCCCGAGCCGUGGGAAUUGAACAACACUGCUCGCGCCGGCAUGGAACUACUGUUCUUUAACCGGGUGCCGAAAGUUGGCAGUCAGACUUUCAUGGAAAUGCUACGAAGGUUGGCGGCUCGGAAUCAGUUCGGGUUCCACCGGGACGCUGUGCAGCGCGUGGAGACCAUCCGUUUAGCACCAGCCGACCAACAAGUGCUGGCCAGCAUCGUCACUGCGCACGCGCCGCCCGCCUCCUACAUCAAGCACGUCUGCUAUACUAACUUCACCAGGUACGGCUACCCAUCUCCGAUCUACGUGAACGUGGUGCGGGACCCGGUGGAGCGCGUCAUCUCGUGGUACUACUACGUGCGGGCGCCGUGGUACUACGUGGAGAGGAAACGCGCGUUUCCCGACCUGCCGCUGCCGGACCCAGCUUGGUUGAAGAAGGAUUUCGAGACGUGCGUGCUGAGCGGCGACCGCGAAUGUCGAUACGUGGAGGGAGAAACGCACGAGGGCAUCGGAGACCAUCGCCGGCAAACACUCUUCUUCUGCGGACACGAACCUCAAUGCACGCCGUUCAACAGCGUAGAAGCCCUGCAGCGCGCUAAGCGUGUUGUGGAGGAGCAGUAUGCUGUGGUGGGUGUGUUGGAGGACAUGAACUCCACCCUGUUGGCUCUCGAGAGAUACAUCCCUAGGUUCUUUCAAGGCGCCUCCAAGCUGUACUGGGAGGAACUCAACACAUUCAACCGCAUCAACCGCAACGCCUUCAAGCCGCCUGUAUCCGAAGCCGUCAAGAACAUGGUCCGCGCGAACUUCACUCGCGAAAUAGAAUUCUACGAGUUCUGCAAACAGCGCCUCCAUCUGCAACUCAAGGCGUUGCGAGAACCCGGAGUAACGCUGCCGGUCUCGCAGCGAGUCAAGCGGCGAGCGAUGAAGAAGAGGUUCAGACGAGUGUAGCGACUAUUUUAGUGUAAAGUGGCAGUUAAUAAGCACCCGCGAGUGUUGAACACUUUUUGGGUAGGUACAGUUGAGGUGUUCAAUAUCGACACGGACAAAGUUUUAAUAUAAUAUGUAUAGGUACACCAUUUUGUUUCUAAUAAGUAUAGGCGGGCAAGCACGGUCGCCUAUCACAUCAGGCCGUUAUUUGUAAGUGUGAUAGGGACGCACCAACGCGAUCAGGUUUAUCACACUAGUGAUGCUACGCCCGCAGGUCGAUUCACAGGACUGAGUUACAGGGGUUCGAAUGGAACGAAUGAGUGAAUGAAAAUGGCAGCUGUUGAGAUAAAAAAAAAUAGUACAUUAAGUACGAUACAAGUGCGUAAAAAAGUGCGU
Molecule: messenger RNA, 1876 nt
Organism: Leguminivora glycinivorella
Lineage: Eukaryota; Metazoa; Arthropoda; Insecta; Lepidoptera; Tortricidae
Gene: pip
Product: heparan sulfate 2-O-sulfotransferase pipe
Exons: 11
Coding region: 215-1501 (428 amino acids)
Cellular component (GO): membrane
Molecular function (GO): sulfotransferase activity
Source: RefSeq, a predicted model, not a curated record